GCUGUUAGCCCUUUUGGCCUUUCAUAUUCUCAGACCACGUGAUCAAAACAAGAGUUCAACUUGCGUAGAUGACGUGAGCUUCGUAGCUACGAAGUUUAAAGGACAGAACCCAAUGUCUGCUGGAUUUCCCUGAGAAACAGCUCACCUAUUGUGAGGACUGACAAAUAGGAGGAAGAAGAUGGAGGACUUCCCCAUUGGAACUAUACAGGCAGUGUGUUUAGGUUCCAGCAUCGCUCUCUCUAGUCUGUUCUUUUACGUCUACAAGAAGAAACGCAAAACUGUGGACAGACUGAACGAUGCUCCUCACAUUGCUUUAAAUGAGGAACUGGUGGACCUCCUGAAUGCUACACCUGGGAAGUGUCUGCAGUAUGUGGUUGUUGAAGGUACAGUGCACCCUGUAGGGGAGCCUCUGAGGAGUCAGUUUCAGGAGGGAACUGUUGGUGUAAUGCAGAAAUUAGUCCUCCGGGAGCACAAACUGGUGUGGAACAAUCUGGCACGCACCUGGAUGGACCGAGAGCACGUACUGCACCAGCGCGUGAACGCCGUGCCCUUUAACCUGGUUGGUGGAGACGGAGCGAGUGUGCGUGUGCUCUGCCCCCUGGAGGCCACGGGUCCUGAGAUGGAGACGGUCCACAAGAAGUUCCACCAGGCCAGCUACGGCUUCACUGACCUCCUGGGCCAGUACCUGAGUGGAGAGAAGCCCAAGGGCCAGCUGGAGACAGAGGAGAUGCUGAAGGUGGGUGCGUCAGUGACCGCCGUGGGCGAGAUCAUCCUGGACACGGACCGCCUGCUUAAGCUCCGCCCCCCGACUGACGGCUCGGAGUUCUUCUUAAGCACUGUGGACUUCGAAAGCCUGCGGCUGGAACAGGAAGAGCAGUCGAGCGGUUGGUGGGUGCUGGCCUGUGUGUUUGCAGUGGUGGGUGUGUCUGUCCUGGUGUGGGCGGGGCGUCGCUACUACAGGCAGCUCCAGGGUAAGCGGGAAAGGGAGAGGAACAGGAGGGAGUUCGAGCGGAUGUGGGAGGCUGACGGGGAGGAGCCCGUGGAGAACUUGUGUGUGAUCUGUCUGAGUAACCCACGAGGGUGUGUGCUCCUCAACUGCGGACAUGUCUGCUGCUGUUAUAGCUGCUACCAGGCCUUGCCUCAGCCCAUCUGCCCUGUCUGCAGGCAGGACAUCAUCAGAGUCGUGCCCCUUUACCAGGCCUGAGAGGAGAAAGAAAGACAAAACAAGAGGAAAGGAAGAAAGAGGAAUCCCAGAUGGCUCCUGUUGAGCAUGUACAGUACUAGUCAAAGGUUUGGACACAGUGUUUUUUCAUUAUUUAAAAAUGUUCUGUAUUGCACAUUAAUACUAAAGUCUUCCAAGCUAUGAAGAAAAGAAAAUCAUAUGAAAAGUGUUAAACGAACCAGAAUAUAUAUGUUUUAUAAUUACCUGUUGAUCCUUUCCCAGUCAGCUUUGUGAGGUAGAGUCAGCUGGAAUGUCUUAUCAAGACUUAAUUACUCAAAUGUGUCUUCCUCUUAGUGUGUUUGAGAGCAUCAGUUGUAAAGUUGUGAAGAGGUAGAGUUACAGGUAUACAGUGAAAAGCCCUAUUUGAGAAAAAAUUUUAUGCAUGUUAUGGCAAAACUACUCAACUAACUAAAGAAAACAUUAUGAUGAAACUGGCUCCUAUCAGGAAAACCAGAAAAGGAAAAGCAAGAGUUACCUCUGUUGCACAUGAUUAAGUUAUUUCGAGUUACCAGCCUCAGAAACUACUAAUUAACAGAUUAGAUACCGAGAUAAGAGACAUAUAAAUGCUUCUUCACAGAGUAUUUUGGUUUAACACUUUUAAGUUACUACAUGAUUCCUUAUGUGUUCCUUCAUAGUCUGGAAGACUUCACUUUUCAUUUACAUUUACAAUGUAGGACAAAAAUAAAACAAUAAAAGUCCAAACUUUUGACUGGUACUGUACAUGUAAUAUGUUGUUUGUUAAUUAUUAGCGUAAUAUUAAACAUGUGUGAAACAUCACAGAGAGCUGCAUCAUACAAAAUAAACUACAGCAACUAAAUAUAAAAUA
This is a messenger RNA of Astyanax mexicanus (Mexican tetra), 2048 nucleotides long. It is a transcript of the gene mul2, whose product is annotated as mitochondrial E3 ubiquitin protein ligase 1a. NCBI's taxonomy places the organism in Eukaryota, Metazoa, Chordata, Actinopteri, Characiformes, Acestrorhamphidae. Gene Ontology annotation, biological process: organelle organization; protein ubiquitination. The record is from RefSeq and is a predicted model, not a curated record. The coding region runs from base 179 to 1204 and encodes 341 amino acids. The transcript is spliced from 5 exons. Gene Ontology annotation, molecular function: ubiquitin-protein transferase activity.